ACGACGCGCUUUCUUCCAAUCCUCUCUCUCUCUCUCUCUCUCUCUCUCUCUCUCUCUCUCCAAAAGCCCAUCUCUACAUCUCUCAGACUUUCACGAUUCUUCAACCCCAGAUCAUCUCUUCCUAUCUAGCAAAUUCCUCUCUUUCUACCCUCAAACAACACAAAUAGCUCCGAAAAAAAAAAACCCAACUCUGUGUAUCUUUCUUCAUAUCCCUAAAUCACUCUUCUUCCUCCAUAAGCCCAUCUUCUCUACAUACCCAAAACCUCUCUUUCUUCUCCCCAAAAGCCCAUCUCUCAAUAUAUCCGAACACUCUCCUUCUCCAAUUCAAAAAACCCCCUUUUUAAAGUAUCUCUCUGUACGCCCAUUUGAAAAACCCACCUCUAGAUAUCUCUCCAUACCCAAAAACCAUUUUUCAGCAUCUCUCAGUACGCCCCCAAUCCCUCUUUCCUUCCCCUCAAAAACCCCAUCUCUGUAAAUCUCUUCAAGUUCCCAAAAGACCCAUGUCUUUCAAUCUCCUCCCAAUAUUCCUCCUCUUCUCCUCCAUCUUCAUCCCUUCUGCCAUCUCCCAAGCGCCGGCCCCGGCCGCAGACUCCUGCAAUGGCAUCUUCCUAACCUACACUUUCAGUCAGCGUACCCGCAUCCACCCUUUCCUCCCGGACCCCGACCUCCAACCCUACGCCUUCCAGUCAACCGCCACCAUUCUCAAUGCUGGCGCCGACGACCUCAAGUCCUGGAAACUCUUCGUUGGGUUCCAGCACGAUGAGAUCCUCGUCUCCGCCAAUCCGGCUGUUCUGUCUGAUGGGUCAUCCUUCCCAGCGAGUGUCGGCAACGGGACAUCAUUCUCAGGAUUCCCCAACACGGAUCUCAAGACGGCAAUUGAGACUGCCGGUGACCUCAGCCAGAUCCAGGUCCAAAUUCAAUUGGUCGGGACCCAGUUCGGCGUUCGGUCGCCUGCUAUCCCAAUGCCAUUGAACAUUAGCCUGGCCAAUGACGGGUACAAAUGUCCUUCUCCCAGAGUCGAAGGAGUGAGUUCCAUGUUUGUUUGUUGCACGAAAGAUGCCAACUUCAAAGUAAACAUCACUGAAGAAGAGUUUCUACCCCGUCUAGAUGGCGACCUUACAAUAGCUUAUGACGUGCUUCAAUCAUAUGAAUCUAAUUACUUGGCUCAGGUCACAAUUUCUAAUCACAACCCACUCGGCCGUCUGGAUAAUUGGAAUCUGGAAUGGGAAUGGAUGAGGGGGGAAUUCAUCAACAGCAUGAGGGGUGCUUAUACAACAUCUGUGGAUCCGACAGACUGCAUCUACGGCGUGCAAGGCACAUUCUACCAGGCGUUAGAUUUCAGCAAGGUCAUGAAUUGCCAGAAAUCUCCAACAAUCUUGGACCUUCCCUUAACCAAGGCCAAUGACUCUGCCGUUGGUUUGAUACCGUUCUGUUGCAGGAAUGGGACUAUCCUGCCACGUUCCAUGGAUCCGAGCAAAUCCACAUCAGCAUUCCAGCUCCAAGUCUAUAAAAUGCCCCCAGAUCUCAACCGUACAGUGCUUUACGCACCACAGAACUGGAAGAUCAGUGGGACGCUCAACCCGGACUACCAAUGCGGGCCUCCGGUGCGUGUUAGCCCGACUCAGUUUCCUGACACAAGUGGAUUAGAGUCAACGACAUCUGCAAUUGCUAGCUGGCAAGUAGUUUGCAACAUUACACAGCCAAAGGGAUCAAGUCCACGUUGUUGCGUCUCGUUCUCUGCAUUCUACAACGAAUCUGUCAUUCCCUGUCAAACUUGCGCUUGUGGGUGUCCGUCGAAUGUCAGUCCUGCUUGUAGCUCUACGGCACCCGCUCUUCUCCUCCCAUCGGAGGCUCUUCUUGUACCUUUUGCCAAUAGAACAGUAAAAGCUCUUGCUUGGGCCGACCUCAAGCACUUCACUGUGCCACGCCCAUUGCCCUGCGGUGACAACUGUGGUGUCAGCAUCAAUUGGCACAUUGCUACAGACUAUAACCGUGGUUGGAGUGCGAGAAUCACACUCUUCAAUUGGGAGGACACCAGCUUUGCUGAUUGGUUUACUGCAGUCCAGUUGGACAAGGCAGUCGCGGGCUACGAAAACAUGUUCUCCUUCAAUGGAAGCAGAUUGUCUGAUGUGAACAACACCAUAUUCAUGCAAGGGAACCCGGGUUUGAACUACUUGGUAGCGGAGACAGAUGGGGCCAACCCCUCGCAGGAUCCUCGAGUGCCCGGGAAACAGCAGACGGUGAUUUCAUUUACGAAGAAGUCAACUCCUGGGAUUGAUGUGGCUGGAGGAGACGGGUUUCCAAGUAAGGUGUUUUUCAAUGGGGAGGAGUGUUCGCUUCCGUCUGUACUUCCUACCUCGUGGGCCUACAGGGCUGGUAUCAAUAGCUUCCUUUGGGCCAUUCUUUUAGCCCUGGUGGUUCUUGUGUUGGAGCAAUAGCUCUCAGGAUAGGCGUGUAUGCUUGUUGUCACUGCCGAUUAUUUGAUUCUUUCGAAGGCUGGCCGGUGUAUUUGUGCAAAACUGCGUGUUUGGCAUUUGAUUGAGGCAGCCACCCAUGGUAGUUACUGUAGAAAGCAGGAAGCUUUGGGUGUUUGUUAGGAUGUCUCUGAGGAUAUAUGCAUUGUGGUGUUGACUAGUUUUACAGGCGGGGGUUGUGGAGUUUGCUGAUUUCAGAUGUAGAGAUGGUCUGAGAGCUUUGAAAUUCACUUGGGUUUGUCAUGUUUCGUCUGCUCCUCCCUCACAAGUUUUUCUUUUGAAACGUAUAUAAGGUAUGUAAUCAUUGAUAGAAUUUCUGUUUUAAGAGACUAUCUUCUUUCACCAAACAAUCAACAGCAUUCUUCUUUAGCCUUUAGGGGAGUUUUUCUCUUUUCAUUA
Messenger RNA from Magnolia sinica, 2873 nucleotides. Its product is annotated as COBRA-like protein 7. The transcript has 2 exons. Bases 501 to 2438 code for a protein of 645 amino acids. The record is from RefSeq and is a predicted model, not a curated record. NCBI's taxonomy places the organism in Eukaryota, Viridiplantae, Streptophyta, Magnoliopsida, Magnoliales, Magnoliaceae. Gene Ontology annotation, cellular component: membrane. Gene Ontology annotation, biological process: cellulose microfibril organization.